AUGGAGCCCAGAGUCAUCUCAGUCCCCAACGAGACUGUAGCUUCCUUCUCGCGUACCACGUGCGAUGGAAGACAUCUGCUCUACAAGCUCAAACUCCGCAUCUAUGAUGGCGAGGAGGUCAAGGAAAAUGACAUUACCUUUGCCAUGAACGCCAACUACUUCCUCUUCGCGACUCUGGAACAAGCACGUCCUAUCGCACAGGGCCGUGUCCCUAACAACGAUCCAGCCCGAUUGACCGUUUUGACUGGUACUCCGGUCGCUGGUAUGGUUUACCUGGAUCGUCCCGACCAAGCUGGAUAUUUCAUCUUCCCCGACCUCUCCGUUCGCCACGAGGGAAAGUACAGACUUGGUUUCAGCUUGUACGAGGAGCUCAAGGACCCCAAGGACGCAGACCAGUUGGACGAGGUAGCUGCAGCUGCAGCUGCUCAGGGAGAGGCACAAAUCACCCAUCGCCUUGAAGUCAAGUCACAGCCAUUCACUGUUUACAGUGCUAAGAAAUUCCCUGGCCUUGCUUCCAGCACCCAGCUCAGCCGCACAGUGGCUGAUCAAGGAUGUCGUGUGCGCAUCAGACGUGAAGUCCGCAUGCGCAGACGCGAAAAGGGCAAGGACUACGACGGCUACUCGGAUCGUGGUAGACACUCGGCUACUCCUGAUGCCUACCAGUCCCAUAUGACCGGAGCUCAUCCUGGCGCUGAGGCUGUAGAUCGCGAAAGAUCGGCCAGCAUUGCCAGCCAUGUAUCUCUUGCUGCUGCUCCCUCAUCCCGUCGUCCAUCCGGCCAUGAUCUGUGUCAAACUUACCCUCAGCCUUCGUACCCUCCACAGGUCACUGCCCAACACCCCGCGGUACAGCCGGCUCCUCCUGCACAGCCCCAGUACUCGCAGGCACCUACUCAUCAGUAUGCCGCACCAUAUGCGCAGCCACAAGCUCAGAUGCAGCCUCCACCUAUGCAGCCUCCUCAACCUCAGAUGCACUAUGGACAGUACCAAUAUCCUCAGGCUGCAGCACCUGCUCCCACUCACCAGCAACCUGCCUACUACGGAUAUGGUCACCCAGCUCAACAGCAUGCUCAAUAUGAGGAGCCUGCUGUUGCAAGAACCAUGAGUGUCGACUACUCGCACGGAGCACCUGCUCCUGUCCAUGCAGACCCUCGCCGUCACUCGAUGAUCCAGCCAUCUUCCUAUCCUCACAGCAGCCAGCCUCAGACAUACUCUUCUCAGUACCAACAGCCAGCCUACACUCCUCAGCAGACGCCUAAGAUGAGGCAGAUGAGCCAGGCAUCAGCAGCUAGUGCAUCGGCAAUUGCACCCCAUGUAUUGCCACCAAUCAACACAUCUCUUGUGCCUCAGGCGAAGCUCGAGAUCUCGCCGCCAUCCAGCGCAGUAUCUCAGAGCCACUACUAUGACAUGGCUAGAGCUUCGGAAAAUGGUCAGGUCAAUGGCAAGCGCUCAUACGAUCGUGUGUUCGAUACACGUCACCUGAACGCACCGCUGAGACAGGGAGCUAGACCAUCGCUGUCGGGUUACGGACAUCUGGUGGCCGAUGACGGCAACGACAGUGAGCUUGCAGAGCUGGAAAGCUUGAAGAUGAGCUACAGACGCGCGGACGGACGCGAAAUUGCUCGCCCUCUACCCCCAAGCCACGACUAA
Molecule: messenger RNA, 1647 nt
Organism: Aureobasidium musti
Lineage: Eukaryota; Fungi; Ascomycota; Dothideomycetes; Dothideales; Saccotheciaceae
Source: the annotation of a GenBank genome assembly